This is a messenger RNA of Thalassophryne amazonica, 2009 nucleotides long. RefSeq names its product annexin A13-like. Gene Ontology annotation, molecular function: calcium-dependent phospholipid binding; calcium ion binding. The transcript has 12 exons. Lineage: Eukaryota; Metazoa; Chordata; Actinopteri; Batrachoidiformes; Batrachoididae. The coding region runs from base 129 to 1079 and encodes 316 amino acids. Gene Ontology annotation, cellular component: cytoplasm. The record is from RefSeq and is a predicted model, not a curated record.
GACGUCAUGGCUGCAGAUGCGGACGGACAGGGCAGGAACCAGGCGGCAGACACGGAACUCAACAAGAGACAGCGCACAUCCUAACAGCUUCAUAUUACUCCAGUAGUGGAAAAACCCGUCCGACAAUCAUGGGCAACGUGCAGCCCACCAUUAUCCCAUAUGAGGACUUUGACGUUACAGCAGACAUCAAGGGCAUCAGAAAAGCAUGUAAAGGCUUAGGCACAGAUGAGGAGCCCAUUAUUCAGAUCCUGGCUAAUCGUUCUGCAGCCCAGCGCUUGGAGAUCAAGCAGGCCUACUUUGAAAAAUACGAUGACGAGCUGGAGGAGGUCCUGAAAAAGGAGCUGUCGGGCAGUUUUGAGAACGCCAUCAUGGCCAUGUUGGACCCGCCACAUGUUUUCUUUGCCAAGCAGCUGAUGAAGGCAGUGAAAGGGGCUGGGACAGACGAAGCCAUCUUGGUCGAGAUUUUGUGUGCAGCAACCAGUGAGGAUAUCAUGAGCUACAAGGAGGCAUAUGUCCAGGUUUACGAGCGUGACCUGGAGGCUGACAUUGAGGAUGACACCAGUGGAGACGUGAGGAACCUGCUGGUUUCGCUGCUGCAGGCGAGCAGAGAUGAGGGCUACGAGGUGGAUGAGGCUGUAGCAGAACAAGAUGCCAUAACUUUGUUUGAGGCUGGAGAAGGCAGGUUUGGCACAGAUGAAUCAACCUUCAGCUACGUCCUGUCUCACAGAAACUACAUGCAGCUUCAGGCCACCUUCAAAGCAUACGAGUCGCUUUCAGGAACAGACAUCUUGGACACUAUUGAUGCUGAGGCCACAGGAACUCUGAAGGACUGCUACAUCACUCUAGUGAGAUGUGCUAAGAACCCACAGCUUUAUUAUGCCCGACGUCUUAAUGCUGCUAUGAAGGGACUGGGAACUGAUGAGGACACGCUCAUUCGCAUCAUUGUUGGCCGCUCUGAGAUUGACCUGGGGACUGUGAAGGAUAUGUACCUGGAAAAGUAUGACGUAACCCUGAAAGAUGCUCUGGAUUCUGAGUGCGGUGGAGACUUCAAGCGCCUUCUGAUUGAGAUCCUGCACUGAAACAUUUAACCUCAUCACUAAUGGCCUUACUCAAACACUACUCAGACAAACGCACUGAUCAACCCGUCUCACUCCAGUUAACAGUUUAUACAUUUAUUGGCCAUACGUUUCUGUACUUGUCCUUUUUCCUGUCUCUCACUCUUAAAGACAUGCAGUUCUCUUUGCAGCACCGACCAAAAACCAAGUCGUCAUAAUACGACAGUGUCUGACACAUUAUAAACGAGUGCAAAUGUAGAUGUAUUAGCAAUCUUAUAAAGAAAACACGCAGCUAAACCUUGUACAUCCAGACGUGUAUCCAUAGAGUGAUUGUGCACUUAUUUAUUCACACUGAGCAGCAUUUUGUUUUUCAGUUGCAGUCCAAAAUUUCAAGUGCACCUCCUAAUAAAAUGCUCAUCCUCUGUUUAUUCAUGUCAGCCUUCAUCCUCACUUGAUGUUUUUCCUUUCUCUAGUCAGUCAACACUAAAGUGCCGAAUUGUUACAUUUUAUGUCUAGUAUCUGAAGACACAAGAUCAUUAAUAAUGCACAACCGUAUAAAGACUCCAAUAUCAAAAUUUAAAAUGGUUUGAUACAUAUUUUUUGUUUGUUUUGCAGUUCCAUAAAUGAGUUUUGGAGGUUUUUAACUGUUUGUAGUCUUGAAAAUCUUUUUAAUCACAGCUAUAAACCUGCCGUGAUCUCACAUCUACACACAUUACUUGUCUUGUUGGUAUUCACUUCUCCAAAGUAUUACAGGUCAAAGCCAUUAACUAAUUAAACCCUGAAUAAUCUACAAUUAGAUUGUUCUUCCUAUUGCUUUAUGAAGUUGUAGCUAAAUUAAAUUCUCCUUAAACUAAUACUGUGUAUCAAGUUGGUGUGUUUAAAAUGUAUAAAGGAAGUUAACAUGCUGUAACUACAUAUGUAUACUGUAUGGUGAUAAAUUAUUAUUCAAUCAGU